AUGGAAGACCGAGAGUAUUUAGAAAUUAUGGAGAAAAUGUGCCACAAGGACAGCACUGGACAUUGGUCAACUCCACUCCCACUGAAGUCAAAUAGAACUAAGCUUCCCAACAACAGAGCACAAGUACUAAAGAGAACCUUUUCACUGCUUGUGUCGUUUAAACGUGAUCCUGUGAAGAAGGACUUGACCAUAAAAUUUAUGGAAAACCUGUUUAAUCUUGGAUUUGCUGAGGAAGCCCCCGAAGUUCCAGAGGUAGAAGAGUGUUGGUACCUUCCUAUCUUUCCGGUAUUCAAUCCAAAGAAACCAAACAAAAUCCGUAUGGUUUUCGACUCGUCCAUUACUUACCAAGGACAAUCACUGAAUUCCUCAUUACUUCGGGGACCUGAUCUUACUAACAAUCUUUUAUAUGUCCGUUUACGUUUCCGCAAGGAACGCGUAGCAAUCACAGGGGAUAUAGAACAGAUGUUCCAUAUGUUUCACUUAGACGAAGAACAUACAAACUUUGUCCGCUUUAUUUGGUUUGGAAACAAUGACCCAGUAAAGCCUCUAAGAAACUACAGAAUGUGUGUGCACCUCUUUGGAAAUUCCCCUUCACCAUCAGUAGCAACAUAUUGUCUUCAUAGAUGUGUAGAAGAACCAUGUGACAGUGAAGUGAAAUAUUAUGUGACUAGAAACUUUUACGUCGAUGAUGGACUGUCAUCCUAUGAUUCAGACAUUGAAGCCCUAGACGUCUUACUACAAACACAAAAAAUACUCAGGGAGAGAGGUAAAAUCAGAUUCCAUAAGUUUGCCUUCAAUAGUCAGAUCGUCGUGGAUGCUUUGUCACCUGGGGACAGGGCUGGAGAUCUUAGUGACGUACAAUUAGAUCUAAAUACUAUACCAUCACAGAGUAGUCUGGGCCUGAAGUGGAACAUAUCGUCAGAUACUUUUACCUUCUCUACGGAUCUCAAAUAUGUACCAGAAACAAAACGAGACAUUCUAUCUUAUUUGCAUAGUCUGUAUGAUCCAAUAGGUUUUCUAUCACCAGUCAUUCUAUCAGGAAAAUUCAUUUUCCGUGACAUAACACAGUUAGAACUCGGAUGGGACGAGCUGCUACACAAGGACAUCAUCUUGCGCUGGCGGACAUGGCAAAGUUCUCUCCAUCACUUGUCUGAAGUAGAAAUACCUCGACGUUAUGUUCCAACAUCCAUUAAAAAUGCAGAAAGGAUUGAGCUCCAUACCUUUGCAGAUGCUUCUGAAAAGGCCAUAUCAGCUGUCACGUACAUCUAA
Molecule: messenger RNA, 1269 nt
Organism: Ostrea edulis (European flat oyster)
Lineage: Eukaryota; Metazoa; Mollusca; Bivalvia; Ostreida; Ostreidae
Exons: 1
Coding region: 1-1269 (422 amino acids)
Source: RefSeq, a predicted model, not a curated record